GCCCGCCCUCUCGCUCCCCUUCACACACACACACGCACACGCACGACCCGCCCUCGGCCCUCAGAACAGGUGAAGCAGCUAAAUUCCUGGAAUGGAGACAGGACAGGAUCAAGCUGAUGGGUUACAUAACCAAAAAGACAACUUAGUUAAUUUUGACAUCCCCGUGGAUUAUUCUGUUGAUUGUGCAAGAAAACAAAGAGGAAGAAUACAGGCAAAUACGUCGUUUGAACUAUCACCCAGUGGGACCACAGAUUCUGAAUAUAACAUAUGCACAAAAAACGCACCUAGUGAUUUGGAGACCAAUUUGGCAUUUUCCGUAUCUCACACUGACCAGAUGCACGGGGAUGAUGCGAUCUCAAGUACCACCAUCAACUAUGUCAACCAAUCCCAUAUAUUUCCUUCCCAGCGGACAAUGCGACAUUCCUUGCGCGAGCAACAACUGCCUUCACUCUUUAUUCCAUCUGUUUGUGUGCAAUCACAGCAGAUGCUGCCAGCUCCAUUUGAGCCAUCCAUACCUACUGAUUUUGUUCAUCCAUCAUAUGAACACUCUGUGUUGGCACAAUCUGGUGAUCUGGAAACUAUUAAAAGAGGCCUUGGAAAUGAAAUAGAAUGUAGCACUAUGAACCAGCACUUAGUGACGGAGUUGGAUUUCAAUUCACCAUUAGCUGCUGCUACUGUCUAUGGAUCUGGAUCAUGUGGUGGAUCACUUGAACAUGCGUUAGACACAGCUGAGGAAAUUUUGCAUGGGGAUUCGUGCAACAUGGAAGCCCAGGACUUGGUCUGUCAGUUUUCUCGAGCAAUUAAUCACACAGAUGAGGGGGAUAAUAUUGUCAGUCCUGCUGAAACGGUGGUUCAAAUCCCUGGAGUAUUUGUAAGAAAACUGACUGGGUCUUUGGUCCCAGAGAGCAGAGCGAACAACACAGAACAACACGGCAACAGAAACCUGCUGGGCAGGGUGGAACAUUGUGAAACAAGAAAUGGUACAAGCAUCUUCACUGAAGUGAAGUGUUUAAAUAAGCAGUAUGCAGAGAGAAAACUUCAGUCUGUACAUAGCUUCGACUUGAGCAAGAAUUACAAAGAUCAGGCAGCCAUGAGAACAGAAAAUGAAGUUGAGUUUUCAGAGGAAACAGGACUCGCUGAGUCAGAGAAAAACCGAGACAAGGUCACUCUUGAUAAAACUUGGCCAGAAGGUUCGGCAGAAGGGGAACAAAAUAUUUUAUUAACUCGCUGUGUAAAUACAAAUUCUUCAAAUUAUACGCAACAAUCACAUAGUUUAAGUAUAGAUGGUUACCAGAGGGUGUGCAAAAAUAGUGCUGGAACCAACAUGUCAUCAAAAUGUAGACUAGUACCAAAUGCAGAGACGGCUCACAAAAUACUGAAUAGUUCAGCAAAGAGUAGAAUAUUUUCAAACAUUGCUGUUCUUCAAAAUAUGCAAAAAACUAAGAGUUUAUCACAGCAGGUUACACAAACUGGAGAGCAAUCACAUGACCAUGAAGCAGCUUUAACAUCUGACCUAAUGUAUGGAGAGAUGCCUUGUUCAGGGAAUGAUGCCACAAGCACCGAAAAUAGCAAUGCAGAUCAGGUCAGGUACAAUUCAAUAGAAAGUAAUAUUUUUGAACCUAAUGCAAAUCUUAAACCAAAUAUGAAAAUAACUGAACAUUCUCUGUGUAGUGAGAAUAGCUGCUGGGAAUCAAAUCAACAGUGUUCUACUGUGGAUGAAAACAAUGCUCUUUCUGUAGUCAAACCGAAUGUGAAUGAAAUUCCUGAUUCAAUGCAAGUAAAUAACAGUGUAUGCGAAAGUAGCAGAAGUUCAACUUCAUUCAGCAGGGUAACUGUUCCUUCAUUACAGAGCCCUGAGAAUAACCUGCCUAGGGUUCAGCCUUGUUCUCUCAAGUUGCAUAAACUAAAUGUUAUUGAAACUGAUGGGAAGUGUGAUGUGCGAGGAUAUGUCAUUGAUCUGAAGACAAAUGAUGUUACACCAAUGUCAUGCAGCAUUUCAAUGAGCCUUUCCGUAGCCAAGUCAAGAGAAACUGCUGGCUGUGUAGAGGAAGGCGAGCUCGAUGAGGUGUGUGAUGAGAAGGGUAGCCAAAGCUCUAGUGGUGGUGAUGAAUGUGAAAACUCGCCAGUCCCAGCAGGGUCUCAUCGUCCCAGCAGGAGAAAGCAGACCUUGGUAACUAAAUAUGAGGACGAAGAAGUCAUCUACAUCUCUGAUAUUGAAGAGGAUGAUGUUAGUCCACCUGUCUCCAAAGCAGACACACGUCAGGAUCAAAGUUCGACUGCAACGUCAAGUAAUAAAAAACGAAGGGCAACUUGCCAACAGCAUUUAAAUCAAAAUUCUAAAGAGAAGAAGGAUGGCAAUGCUAAUCGAAAGGUUUUCGAAAGGAAGAUUCUUCCAGCAAGACAGAGAAGAGGAAUGAGAUUGGAGCAGAUUGUCCAAAAUAUUAUUACACAACCGAAGUCUAGAGUGUCUGGUAAUAUUGGGGAGCGACACCGAAAAAGCCGGAAUAUACCUCCUACUCCUACUAGGUUUCAGCCACCAAGGCGAAAAUCCAGCUCUGCCGCAAAACAAAGGGCGAAUGGCGAUACUGGGAUUUCUCAUAACUUGGUGGUUUCCCUCAAGAAAAACCUUGCUUUAGAGUGUUCAUUGCAAGGGCAGAAUGAAGCACGCUUAUGGCAAGCAGAUGCAGCAGCUGCAGAAAAACAGAACAAAAACACAUCUACCUCAACUCCAGGCUCUCGACAAGAACACGCAACAAAACUAAGCGCUCCAAAUUCCCCCGGCACAUCCUCCUGCCCUGCUUCGUCUUCGAAACGAUCAAACGAGACUUCCCGAGAGGGACCCGCUUCAGGCAAUAAACAAAAGCUUGGUGACUCUGAUGUUAAGUGUUUAAAUGGUAACGGAAGUAACUCCAGACAAUGCUCCAGGAAGGCUGGUGCACUAUCACAGCAGAAAACCUCCCAACCAAGGAGAAGAGGUGCUGGGAGAAAGAGACCAUGCAAGUCAGCAAAUCGGAAGCGAAAUAGGCAGCAGGGACUACACUUGACAAUGUUUGCUCCUGACGAGCCUGAAAUAAGGUUAAGAGCAUUGACUCAGAAAAACGAUGAAAGACGGGAUGGCCGAUACGAUAGUUUUUCACCUUAUGUAAGACUAGAGGUUAAAGAUUAUUCAGUGUGUACUGUAGUAAACUAUCUUGAGGAGGAUAACAACAACCUUAAGCAAAAGAAACAUUCCCAACACCAAUCUCAUGGUUCAGUUCCCAAAACAUCUUGCUUGUUAUUGGGCCCUACUAUUAAUGACACUCACCAAAAAAGCUUUCUCAUCUGCUGUCUAUGUGGCCAUUCUGCAAAUGCUAUGGAAUUAGGUGAUCUUUUUGGACCGUUUUAUCCUUUCGGGUACACCCCUCCGAAUGUCCAAAAUUCCCGGACAAAGGCAAAAAUUAAUGUAGAUCAAGCAAAUAGCAAUACCUUGAGUUCUAGUUGUAGUUCCCCUCAGAAUGCAGUAAAUACAACUUUGGGAGAAAAUCAGGAAUCUAGUACAAGGGAGGGAACAAUAACUCGAGGACAGAAGCGAAAAAGUUGUGAUAGUAUUGAAGAGGCUGCAAAGGGUCCAGAUAUUAAGAAGCCUAACAAUGAGCUCUCUUUGGAAGAUUGGUACCAGCCGCCUUUGGUCCCAAUGGAUACUAAUGAGCACUGGAUGCAUGAAGACUGUGUGACAUGGUGUGCUGGUGUUUUUCUUGUGAGAGGAAAGUUGUAUGGUUUGCUGGAAGCUGUCAAUCUAGCACGAGAGACGAUCUGCUCCAAAUGCCAGAAAACUGGUGCCACUUUAGGCUGCUAUUUUAAAGGUUGCCCUCUUAAAUACCACUAUGCCUGUGCUGUAGAAAGUAAAUGUUUGCUAAAUGAAGAUAAUUUCUCAAUGAAAUGUGUAAAACACAAGGACAAAGUUCUGAAAGGAUCAGUUUCAGCAAAAGGGGAAAGUAGGUGACAGUGAUACUGUGGCCUAAGUUCGCUUCAGCUAUUAUUUGAGAUGAAUGUGCUAUUUGUGGGAGAAAUAAAGGCUUCACUUGACCUGUUGCAUGUUGCCCUUGCAAUGAAGCAAACAGAAGACACUGACGGAGAACACUGUGGUCUCCUGUGCCCUUUAUUGCAGCCAUUAUGCUAAAUAGAAAUUGGUUCACAUUCAUGAUACUUCCAAGAUGACUCCACUUCAUUUAUGAUUAUUUUCCCCUUCCUGUUCUGGAUUUUAUCUGCAUUGUCUGUCUGUAUGCUUUACUCCAGAAUUCAGUAGAAAUCCACUACGUUUACCAGAAGAAGCCACAAAUGCAGGUUUGUUUCAAGAAAAGACGAGCCUGAUGUUCAUAGUCCUAUCAGAGCACAAACUAGAAUAGAAAGUGAUCUAGGUACCCAGUAAAUUAGUUCCUAUAUAGAUAUUGCUUCCAUGUGUAUUGGCAGGGUUGAAAUGACCAGUGGUCCUGCUUGAAAUGUAUUAUGUACAUUUGAAUAUUUAUACAUCAUGGUAUCGUGCUCUAAUGUAUACCAUGAUCUAGAGUCCUGCCCUUCCCUGUAAUGGAGAGUACUUGUAGCACCUGAAUUUCUCUCAUUACUCUGUAGACCUAAUAUGUGUAGCAUUGACCCAUACGAACAGCCUUUUUAACGUGCACUUGUGUCCAGUGUUCUGCUGUUAAAAUGAGCUUGUGCACAUCAUGGUAAUGUUAAUAAUAAUCCUUGCAUUUAUUAUAGAGCCUUAUCACAUC
Molecule: messenger RNA, 4751 nt
Organism: Callorhinchus milii (elephant shark)
Lineage: Eukaryota; Metazoa; Chordata; Chondrichthyes; Chimaeriformes; Callorhinchidae
Exons: 6
Coding region: 92-3982 (1296 amino acids)
Biological process (GO): regulation of transcription by RNA polymerase II
Cellular component (GO): nucleus
Source: RefSeq, a predicted model, not a curated record